GCGCGGCAAGUUCGAAAUCUUUCGCUCGCACCGCGUGCCGAGUGCGAAACAGUCGGACGACUCCCUUUAGACAUAUCUGAUAAUUGAACAAUUAGUUUCGAAAAGAAAAGUUCCGCUGGAUAUGAACUGAGAUAAUUAACAGCCAUAGUGUUUUUUUGUAAAUUAGUUAAACAAUCAAUAUGAGGCAACUACUGUUCAACACGUGUGCCUUUCUGCUGUUUGUUCCAAUUUCGCCUAUUAUACUGUUGUUUUUCAUAACUCUGGUCAUCUACCGUGCCGUGGUAACAAACUUAAUCAAACUCUACCAUGGAUCCCAUUUCCAAGGAUUCCUCGAAGGGCUGGACGCAAUAUGGAACGUGGAAACGGGAAGUUCCCGUUCGAUGAUCAAUUUGAUGUUUUUCAUCGAAACUUCUGCCACUCCGAAACAUGUUAGUGUACCCGCUAAGUUUUUGCACGGUCUCCGGGAAACGGUGGCAGCUAAGCUCAUGGGUCCCCACAAAACGCGUCCUUAUCCGCGACUUUUCUGGACCCGCAAGCAAACGCUUGGGUUUUGCUACUGGACCAACGAUUCCAAGAUUACCAUCAAUGAGUUUGUGCGCUUUAUGGAACCCGUCGAAACGAAGGGUGACUUUAUCGACGAGAACCAACUUCGCGAGAUAAUGGGAAAGCUGAAUAAUCAACAUUUGCUGGACAAUCACGCUGCUUGCUGGGAACUGCUGGUCGGGACUCAACCCAUUAAAGGAAAAAAACCGGAAACCGUGCGAUAUCCUGUUUUGCUACGACUACAUCACACGGCCGGCGAUGGGAUGGCCAUAGUGCGACUAAUCCUGGACACUAUCACCGGCAAUCACAAAGCCCUGGCUGCGCGCAUUUCCGCGAACAACACCAAAACGCAACCCGGAAAACGAGGAUUAAGCCUCGUGCAGCUUGUGAAAAUGCUUUUCAAUGGGCCGACCUUCAUCCUGCGCAUGAUGUUCCAAAAAUCGGAGAAAAAUUGUCUAAGCGGAGGAAAAAUCACCGAAAAUAAAGUCAUCAGCUGGUGCCAUGAGCCAGAAGUAUCCGGUGGUGCAAAGUCAAUGAUUGAGAUCGCCAAGAGCACAAAACAGUUGAUCCCAGAGGCUAGAUUUUCCGAUAUAUUCCUCGUUGCCCUCGCCAGCAGUUUGCACAAGUACUUCGAGGCCAAAGGAGAACCGUACCAGGAGGGUGGUGUGUCAGUUAUUGUGCCAGGGCGUGCCGGAAGCGAAGCGAAAUCCCUCAAAAUUAAAAAUCGAUUCACUACACGUCGACAGAUGCUUAAGAUCGGUCCCGGUAUACAGCUUGAAGACCCUGACAGGCUAGCUAAGCUACGACAGCGGUUGUCGGAAAUUGCUCAAGGAUCUGCAUCAACCCGAUCAGCAUCCUCGCAUGCUGUUGUAUCUCUCUUUAUUUCAUCACUAUCGAGCCUUUUGCCGGCUGGCCUGUUACGACUACUGGUGUCUACUUUCCGUGCCAAUGUAGUGUUCUCAAUUCUGCCGGAAAUUGGAAAGAUUAGCUUCCAGGAGCACGAAAUGGUCGGCCCAACGCUGUUUCUUCCCAACACCGGAAACCUUUCCGUCUGCAUUGCGGCCGUCACCUUUGGCGACAAAGUCCACCUGGGAAUACUGGCCGAUCGGUCUGUGAUACCUUCCGAAGGUGAGGCACACUCCAUUCUGCAGGAGAUUGUGGGCGAAAUUGAACGGAUGGGAGUGGUACUGCAGGACGUUCCGAAGCAAUCCGCUAUACGGUUUGAGUUUGAGUGACGGAGCCUCGAUUGAUUUUCUAGUGGCAAGUGAUUUUUAAUUUGUGUUUAAGAUUAUAU
This is a messenger RNA of Wyeomyia smithii (pitcher-plant mosquito), 1837 nucleotides long. RefSeq lists its product as uncharacterized. Gene Ontology annotation, biological process: triglyceride biosynthetic process. The record is from RefSeq and is a predicted model, not a curated record. Gene Ontology annotation, cellular component: plasma membrane. Gene Ontology annotation, molecular function: long-chain-alcohol O-fatty-acyltransferase activity; diacylglycerol O-acyltransferase activity. The transcript is spliced from 4 exons. NCBI's taxonomy places the organism in Eukaryota, Metazoa, Arthropoda, Insecta, Diptera, Culicidae. Bases 180 to 1778 code for a protein of 532 amino acids.